CCCUUUUGUUAGUUCAACGUUAACAUUCGAAUAAAUAAUACGUAUUUUUUUUUAGAACGGUGACGUGAUUUUGAAACUAUUUUACAAAAUUAAAAACAAAUCGAUCGUCGAUACCGCCAUUUUAAAAUUAAAUAGAUUAAAAACAUUCCAAGUUUGAAAACCGAUAAACAAUAUUACUAAAAAUAUUUUAUGUUUUGUUUAUUUUAAUAUUACUAGCCAGUUAGAAAUUUGUGCGACUAUGGCAAAAGUGGUGAUGUUUGGUGUUCUAGUGUUUUUGGCAACGAAUGCUGUAUUUGGCAAGAUCAUAAACAAAAGGAAGUGCCCUGAAGUUAGAGCAGCGCCGCAUUUUGAUUUGCCGCAGAUGCUUGGCGAUUGGUACGUGGUAGAAUACUACGCAAGUGCUGAAGAAGCUCUGGAAUACAGUUGUAUGAGAGCAGUAUUCACCCAAGACGACCACAUCCCCGCAGCUGAUGGAUCAGUGGAAUGGACUCCAGGAGUGACCAUGAACUUCACGUACCGCUUCGCUGACGACCCUCUCGGGGAGAACCUACUCGGCAACAUCACUUGGAGGGUAGACUUGAACGAGCCGGCGCAUUGGACACAUGCUGAAAGCACGUACGAUGGUAUCUACAACACAUACGUGCUAGACACGGAGUACAAGACCUGGGCUCUGCUGUUACAUUGCGCUGAGCAGAGGGAGGGGGCACGGUACCUCAGUGCCUUUGUGCUCUCCAGGAAGACCACACUGCCCAAAAACGUCAUGGCUUACUUGAGGGAUAAGCUGCCGAGAUACGACGUGGACAUCCAAUAUGUGUUCCCGAUUCCUCACGAGAACUGUUCCUCUAGAUCUGCGAAGCCCGACGACUCACCAGCAUUAGUAGCCUUCGACUCCAACGUGGCUAAAAGACCUGGUAUUAGCUACAACAUUGGCUUUGGACGUUGACAACAUAAACAUGACGAGAAGAAUUUGUGGAUUUAAUAAAUACAAUAAAAAGUCUGUAAUAUUGCCGUAGAUUGUAUUUUUUCAGGAAUAAUUUAAAAAUUGUAUAUACUUAGGGCGCGCACAGGCCAAAGACACUCGAUCGACCACGUUGUCUCGGCGCCUACCAGCAGCAAUAUAGUAUUCUUGCUGACAUCUUCUAUAGGACUACGAUGUCUUCGUCACACCGAUGACGUCAGUGAUGACGUCGAUGACCUUGUGACAACUGGAUUUUGUUGUGAAACAAAAUCCAGUUGUCACAAGGUCAUCGACAUAGUCAAUACGUCGAUGACGUCAUCGAUCAAGAGGCGUCGGUCUGUAAGCGCCUUUAACAUAGUGUAAUCUGAUUACUUUGUAAUUAAAUGUUACCUGCCAUUUU
Messenger RNA from Pectinophora gossypiella (pink bollworm), 1358 nucleotides. RefSeq lists its product as uncharacterized. NCBI's taxonomy places the organism in Eukaryota, Metazoa, Arthropoda, Insecta, Lepidoptera, Gelechiidae. The record is from RefSeq and is a predicted model, not a curated record. Bases 239 to 943 code for a protein of 234 amino acids. The transcript is spliced from 5 exons.